Harpegnathos saltator (Jerdon's jumping ant) is the source of this 3083-nucleotide messenger RNA. RefSeq lists its product as uncharacterized. NCBI's taxonomy places the organism in Eukaryota, Metazoa, Arthropoda, Insecta, Hymenoptera, Formicidae. The coding region runs from base 384 to 1598 and encodes 404 amino acids. The transcript has 6 exons. The record is from RefSeq and is a predicted model, not a curated record.
GGUCGACCGCGAGCGGCGAGAGACGGAACGACCGUCAGUGUCCAAGCAAAAUGGCGAGUGUGAUGGCGGUUCGCGACGGUUCGCGGCGUGUUUCGUUGACGCUCGCGAUUUUCUGAACGGCACGUACGUAAUGAUGUGAUCCACGUGACUCGCGUUGACUUUUGCGGCAAACGUGUGAUCGUCGAUUGGCGAGUCGAACUGGCCGUCGCGCGUAUUUUCAUCGGUAUAACACAUCCGCACGUCCAGCGUGACCAGUGUGUGACCAGAGACACAGUCGAUCGGGGAGCAGACGUCACAAACACCCUCCCGUGUCGGACGAUCGACGGGGUGACGUCGACGGGGUGCGAAAUUUUCCGGAGCUAAUCAUACACCCAGAUGACGCAAUGACGCUACAUUGGUGGAUGCAUUGGUUCUGGGUUACUGCGCAAUUUCUCGUGAUCCUCGGAAGCCCCUUGGCGUCUACCACAUCGGACCCCAUUCACCAGCCGCAGCUGACGUCCUCGUCGAUCGAGAGCGAGGAUACCUAUCGUACUUCCAAGUCACCAGCCAGAGCGAGCUUCCGCAUCGCCAAAGCCAUCGGCCUUUACCCGCAGACAAACACGGCCGUCGUGUUAGACAGGCAACCCAUCACCACCGUCACCUCGGCGUCGCUGGAACGCGCUGGAAGCACCGUCGAGCAGCCGAGCAUCCGCGACGGCGAAACCGCCGCCGCCGCCGCCGAAUUGACCUUCCGCGGGAACACUUCCAACGUCGAGACCGCUGGCACAAUUGUGCCGCAGCGCGCGGCCGAAAACGUCGAGAGGAUCAGGAAUUCAACUUCGAAGAAGGACAGCAAAAUCAGGUGGGUCCUGACGACGAGCAAGUCGGCUGGAUCCAAGUACGACCAGGAAGAGAGGAACCAGUCGAACAGCGCCGGCAGAAACGUCAGCUUCGACGAGGUCGAGGAUCUCACGGUGUUACCUCUGCAGGAGGAAAUGCCCAAGGCAGACCCGAUGUUGAACAGGACGAGGUCCGCCUUCAUGGCGUCCUUGGCGGUCGGCGGCGCUGGUAACGCCGCGAUCAGGACGUUCAAUCGGUCCGAGGAUGACGUCGACAUUGGCGAGGAAGUGGCCCAGACGCCGCAGCAUCUCGCUACAGCGGCGUCGAUCCUCGAAGUUGGCGUGAGCGAAUCCACUCGUUUGAGCAGAGCGAGGAACACUUUCAUCACGCAGCACUUCCAGAGAAAUCAAGUGCAAGGAGACAAUCAGUCUGCCGAUUACGUUGCCGAUAAUAACAGCGACAACGCCAAACAAGGCUCGACGAGAUCCGCCGCGGAUAUAGCCGCUAUUACAGGCAGUUGUUUAGCGACUGUGGCCCUGCUCAGUACGAUGGGUAGUCUUGGAUUCAUUAUGUACAGGCGCAAAUACUUGAAUCCUCCGCAAACGUUGAACAGUGAUAAAUGCAGCAAUCCCGAUAGCUCCGGUUACAUCGAUGAUUCCACCAUUCGCGACAACUCCGAGGAAAUGUACAGUUUGGAUAACGACUCGUUCCUAAAUUCGCUGGAGGCGAUGACAAUACAGAAUUACUGGACAGACAGUGUGAAGCAUACGAAGCUAUGACAAAAAAGGAUAACUCAUCCCGGAAAGAGAAUCGAAUCGUUCAACAUUUCCGACGGUGAAGCACACGAGCAAAUCUCUCUGCUCGAGCAAUAGUACUUAGACACACGUCCGGGACGGUACGGCUGUGAGCCGCGCGACGAGUCCCGUCGCCAAACACGGUAGGUGCGCGUCGCACGAAAAUUCACUUGUCCAGUCCCGGCGGGCUGCGUCAAGUGGCUCGAUACGUUGUUACCAUUUUGCGACGCGGCGCUAGUAAUUGCAGAUCAAAAGUACGGAGCGCGAUGUAUCUGUACGUGUCGUUUCUCGGGUGUUGAUUUACGUCACUUCCAUCGUCUCUAUAUUUUUCUACCACGCAUGCAGUUGGCAAGGUCGCGCAGUUAGGCAGGAAGUGGCGCAACUGUCCUUCAAGUAUCUCCAUUAAUGAUAUAGUGCAAUAAAUGAGAUGAAGUCGAUGUACUUUAUUAUUAAAUUAAUGAUUUGAUAAUGAUACCGCUCUAGAGAAGUAAGUACAAAUAAGACUAUAUAUUAGUCCAUUGCUAGAGUUCCCGCUGAGAUAAAAAAGUAAAGAAAUAACUUAAUGAGAAUUGCGAAGAUUAAUCCUUAGAGAGGAGUAUUUAAAGUACAAUAUCUUGAAUGCGAAUUGGAACUCGUAUGUACAAUUGUACUUAACAAUGUCUUUUUGAUCUUGAAUCGCGCGCGCACGCGCCAACGCCAGUCUCUGUUACAAUUCCACUUCGAAAUUACAUCACGAUUCAGGCGAUUAGCACAGCCAUGUUUGACAGUCGCUUCAAUCAGAUAGCUUAAAUAUUUUCGAAUAUUACGGAUUUACGAACGAGAGAUCGGACCAAAUAUAUACGUAGAUCUAGCUUUAUGCCUUCAUGACAUAUCCAGCUGAAACGAUUGAUUCAUGUUUUCCAUUACUAAGUCUAGCUUGUACUUAUGUACAUACAUACACGCAAUCGUAACGUUUUAUGUAUAGAUGUGCAAAUCCGAUGUCGCGCCAGCGUGUGUGGCGUGAUUAAUUUUAAGUAGCUUUAGCGUCUGUCGGCAGAUAUAUUUCUAUACAUCCGAAAAAAGCGGGUAAAAAGACACAGAGAGAGAAAGAAAGAAAGAGAGAGAGAGAGAGAGAGAGAGAGAGAGAGAGAGAGAGAGAGAGAGAGAGAGAAAAUUGUGAUAGUUCGUGGCGUCAAAUGAAUGUCAAAUUAUCGUCGGCUCUUUUAUGGUAACGGUGUGAAUAAACACACACACACACACACGUUCGUGUAUUAUACACUACUGCCGUCUCCAUCUUCACUCGGGAAUUUUGUUUUGAAAAAAACGCCCGGUUGUUUCGGUUGAAGUUAAUUGGCGGAGAGAUAGUCGUCCAAAAUUGUUGUGAGUUCAAUAUUUACGAUGCUUAUUUUAUAAUUAUUGUACAUAUAUAUAAUAUAAAUAUAGUUUUAAUAAAUAAAAUAUAGCCUAGCCAGUAGAGGCGGAAAACUAUUA